AGUCCAGAAUUCCGUCAGCGAAUAUAAACAACCCGCUGCCUUUCCCUUUCCCUUUCCCUUGGAGAUUGAAGGAAAACAAAUAGGCGACCAAAAAGAAGAGCUUAAAUUCCGUCGCAGAGAAAAAAAAAAAGAAAAAAAGAAAAAAAGAGCAAAGGUCGCUCCAAACCCUCGGAAUGCCCGUCGUCCGUCAUGGAUCCACUCCCUCCAAACCCUAACCCUUAGUCGGUCCCGAUCUCCAACCCUCCCGGCGACCGCACGAUGUCCGAUGAACGGCCCCCGGGUCCCGAUGUCCACUUCCAUGUCCCCGGCUUCCCUUUCUGGCCCUCCCCCCUCCUCCUUCUCCUCCGCCGCCGCCCGCUCGUCGCCGGUGCCCCUCCAAUCGCAUCUCCCCUCCCCUCUCUCCCUCGGCCUCCUCCUCCUUCCCCCGGUUCCUGGCUCCACGCCUCGCCUCCCGCCAUCCGGCCUCGACCCGGCUGAGAGCACGCCCGUCGCGAGGGUGAGGCUGGCGGACAUCGCACCCUACGAGGGGGCGCCCGGCGCUGCUUACGCUAGGGCGGUGGAGGCGCUGUCUGGAUCGCUUAUGAGGCAUAACGCCUCGGUGAUCGAACUCGGGAGGGAGGAGGCGGUGGUGGUACGGUGUGCUCUCGAGUCGGUGAGGAUGUACUUUAAAGCAAGAGCGCAGUGCAGCAGUGGCGGUGGGGGAUUGGUCGGUUGGGGAAAAUCGAGCCGCGGGGUUUACAUCUACCGCGCCGGGAGGGCUUUGGAAGAUGGGGACUUGUCACCCCCAUGCAUGAGUGAUGCUUUCAGAUGUAUGGGAAAGGCAGCUCGUGCUGCACUGUGUGCAAUAGCAAGGCAUCUUCGCCUACGCAGCGAUGUUUUCAACCAUCUGCUUGACGAUAACCCACUACCUACCAAUGAGGUCUCGUCAUCAGUGUUGGUUGCAGCUUGUUCUCAUGCCUCAUUACAGAAUGGCAAGGGGCAUACUGGAGGAGGGAAAUCUUUGGCUAAUGAAGUUGAAAAGGGGUUGUUGACAUUAAUUGCUUCUGACAGUCCUGGGAUCCAGGUUUGUGACCCAAAUGGUCAUUGGUACCUAGCAGAUGGGGGCUCAGGUCCUGGUGACCUAUUGUUGGUGACGGGAAGGGCACUUAGUCAUGCUACUGCUGGUCUUCGCCCAGCUGCUUCUUAUAGGACUACUGCUGACUCUUGCUCAGGAAUGAUGACUGGUGGAAGGGCAUCACUGACAUUUAGACUAAUGCCUCAAAGCAAUGCUAUAUUGGAUUGCUCCCCAAUUGCAGCUGCUGGCCAUGUAAUCCCACAAAGUUACCAACCAAUAUCUGUGAGCCAGUUUAUGGAUGACUUGUCUGCUGAAGAAGAUGUUGUGUGCACCAUUCCUGAUAAUACUUAUGUGGCAUGCAAUGAUCAUAAUCUCAUUAGGGAACCAUCAUUGAGAAGCGUCCUCUCAGAUCCGCUAUCUGGUGCUUUCCUUGAGGAUGCUAUGGUUGUCUCUUGUGGACAUUCAUUUGGUGGCGACAUGUUGAAGAAAGUUAUAGAAAUGGCUAGGUGUACUCUAUGCAAUGCAGAAAUAGAUCCUGAGUCCUUGGUUCCUAACUUUGCUCUGAGAGCUGCAGCUACAGCAGUGAAGAUGGAGGAUGACAGGAGACUCUUCCAUAAUGCUGCUCUCCGAAAACGCAGGAAAGAAAUAGGUGAACACAUGGAUGCCCUGAAGAGAAUAGGCAAGGAAAAUGGUGAGGUGCCAGCUGAUGGUGAUGGCCCUAGACCGCUGAAAGGAGUUCAAUACCCAUUUGCAGUCAAUGAGAAAGUGUUGAUCAAGGGAAACAGGAGGACCCCUGACAAGUUUGUUGGAAAGGAAGCAGUGAUCACAUCCCAAUGCUUGAAUGGCUGGUAUCUCCUCAAGAUCCUUGACAGUGGAGAGAGUGUUCGCCUUCAGUACCGCUCUCUCCAGAAACUCCUGUGCUCUCAGGCUGAUGACAGGGCAGAGCCACAACCAUUGCUUCAGAGUAGCAGUUGACAGAAUCACAUUGAUGCUUUUAUGGCAUCAUCUGCCUGCUCUGGUCAUGAGGUUCCUCUCUUUGGCCAGUUAUUGUACAUUUUUUGGCAGGUCUCCAUGUACAUGCUUUUCUUUUGGAAGUUUUUUCUGCCGGAGAAAAGAAAGAGAAGUGGAAAAAAAUGCUGCAAAGUCCCUCAAAUUUUGUGAAAAAUCAAGGGCCAGAUUCACCGAUCUCCUGCAACCGGCAAAUGAUUCUCCAUGUUACUGUCUUUGGUGCCUUGCACCUGCUGCUGUGUGCAAUAUAUCUCAAGGACAAAUGAAAGUUAAUACUAAUUGUGAUAUGCAGAAUCCAGUCAAAUGAAUGGUAGUGAUGAUGUUGAAAACCAUGUUUAAUGAAGCAAUUGCUUCUAGUUAAAGUAUAAUUUGAUGUUCACUGUUGUUUU
Elaeis guineensis (African oil palm) is the source of this 2451-nucleotide messenger RNA. RefSeq lists its product as uncharacterized. NCBI's taxonomy places the organism in Eukaryota, Viridiplantae, Streptophyta, Magnoliopsida, Arecales, Arecaceae. The record is from RefSeq and is a predicted model, not a curated record.